Messenger RNA from Liolophura sinensis, 2649 nucleotides. Its product is annotated as beta-parvin-like. The record is from RefSeq and is a predicted model, not a curated record. Gene Ontology annotation, cellular component: focal adhesion; cytoplasm; actin cytoskeleton. Gene Ontology annotation, biological process: cell projection assembly; establishment or maintenance of cell polarity regulating cell shape; actin cytoskeleton organization. Gene Ontology annotation, molecular function: actin binding. NCBI's taxonomy places the organism in Eukaryota, Metazoa, Mollusca, Polyplacophora, Chitonida, Chitonidae.
GUCGAAAUGGCUUCCCCUCAACCAACUUCGUCUGCAUCACUCACGCCUAAGAAAGACAAAAAGGAUGAAUCUCUACUUGAUAAGAUCGGAACCUUAGCCAGAAAAAAGAAAAUCAAAGAAGUAAAUGAACUAGAAGAAGAGGGGAAGAAUGCCAUUGAGUCCCCAACGAGCCCAUCCUUACCAGAUGUUGGACCUGAGGGGUAUUUGCUUGAGGAGAAUGAGGAGCCCAUGAUUGAACCCGCCUCAAGAGAGCUCCCCAAGGUCAAGGAACUGAUCGCUAUCUUACUGGAUUGGAUUAAUGAUGAACUAGCAGAUCAUCGUAUUAUAGUCAAGGACAUUGAAGAGGAUCUGUUUGAUGGACAGAUUCUUCAAAAACUCAUUGAAAAACUUGCCAAUAUUAAGGUUGAAGUGGCAGAAGUCUCCCAGUCUGAAAUCGGACAGAAACAGAAGCUGCGUGUGGUUCUAGACUGGGUGAAUAGAAUCCUGAAUUUACCAAUCAGGUGGAAUGCCCAGAAAUGGAGUGUGGACAGUAUUCACUCUAAGAACCUCGUGGCAAUCCUUCACCUGCUGGUGGCACUGGCUCGUCACUUUCGUGCUCCCAUCAGGCUCCCUGAGAACGUUUGUGUGUCAGUGGUGGUUGUUCUGAAGCGGGAUGGGUUACUUCUGCCCAGGCGAGUCAUGGAGGAAAUCACUACUACAAACGAAGACAUCGGUGCUCGGUUUGAGAGGGAUGCCUUUGAUACACUGUUUGAUCAUGCCCCAGAUAAACUUAAUGUUGUGAAAAAAUCAUUGAUCACAUUUGUAAACAAACAUCUAAACAAAAUCAACUUGGAAGUCACUCAGUUGGAACGUCAGUUUCAUGAUGGUGUUUUUCUCUGUCUGUUAAUGGGCCUUUUAGAGGGAUACUUCGUGCCUUUGUACAGCUUUCAUCUCACCCCAACAACUUUUGAGCAGAAGGUUCACAAUGUGGCUUUCUCCUUUGAGCUGAUGCAGGAUGCAGGCCUACCACAGCCUAAAGCAAGGCCCGAGGAUGUUGUCAAUUUGGAUCUGAAAUCAACCCUACGUGUGCUCUACAAUAUCUUCACCAAGUACAAGGGCAUCAGCUAGAUCUGGACCUCGUGACCUUGUGUGCUGGCCUUGUCAUGAUGGCUUGUCAUCGUGUUUGACGGCUAAAAAUUUACUGCCAUGGUUUCCUCACUAUAAGCAUCUCUGUGUGAAUCUCCUCUUUCAAACUGAAACUCCAGGUAUUGGGGUUUUAGUUACACAGCUCACCUGUCUCACAAGUUGUGAUGGAUCCAGCCUUGACGUCUUCCAUUUGUCUGUAUCUGUUUUUCCACAAAAGUCAGAUGAAUUCUGAGAAUCACAUUUGUUUGACCAGACACCUAUUUUUUAGGCCUUCACUGACUUUUAAUUUGUAACUGAAACUUACCCAAAUGUGUUCAGUGUUUGCUUCUAUAAUAAUUGCAAUUUUUAUUUUCGUUAAGUAGAAUUGUAGCUUUCUGUUCAGAAAUUUGAGCUGGGAUCCACUUGUCAGAAUAUAAAUUGGUCACUUUGUAUUCAUAUCAAAAGCUGCUUACCCCAAAAUUUGUCAUUUUUUACCAUUGUGGCAUAUUUUUAUUUGACCUAAUGAAAACAUCAAUUGGUGUCAUUUUGUUCGACAACAUUAACAUCUAUUGCUUAAUUUGGACUUCCAUAAUUUACAUCUUUAAUAAAGGAUUGAACAGCUGUUAUCUGCUGUAAAAAGCAAACAUUCAGUAUUUGAACAGCUUUGGACAUUGAUGACCAUGUGGACACUGAUAUUUAUGAUUUAUGAAACUGAUAACCAAAUAAGGAUAUAGUGGUGGUGAUGAUAAUAAUAAUAUGUAGGCAACUUUGAUUAUGCAAAAUAUUUAUGCAUGUGAUUUGUUAUUGCUGCUUGACAAGAUUUGGAUGAUGCUCUUCUUAUAAAGCAAACUGUUUCUUACUUGUGCUAUGUUACGUUUGAUAAAGGACUUAAUAUUGCAUUUACUGCUGGCAAGUGAAAGAUGCUGUCCCGUGUAUGAAGGACUGCCUUAGUGCCUGGCUCUGAUCCCAAACUUGAACAACCUUAAAACAAGCCAAAAUGACGCUUGCAGACUUUUAAGCCUCUGAAUGAAAGAAAUGCGUGUGCGGAAACAAAACUUUGAUUGGUAACCAUUUUAUAUUUGAUUGAAUUACUUGUCACAUUUAAUGUAGCUUGACUAGUUUGGGUGCUGAACAGUUAGGGGACCCAAAACUUUUUUCAGGAACUAAGAUAUUACCCUGACUCCUGACUGAAUACAACUGAAUGUUAUUAGUUAUUAUUACCCUCCUUGAAUUAAGAUAAUUUUGAAGUGAAAUAUUUCAUCAGCGUAAGUGAUUGACUUAUUUCAUGCCAUUUGUAGUGCAUAGCAAAACCAUAUUUUCAAGGCAAAUGGCCUGUGUAAUCUGAUAAAAUUUCAUCUAAAAGCUGUCUGAUACUUUGGCUGAAAGUAAGUUUUGUAUUUUUCUGGAAACUUGUGGAAACUGAUCUUGCCAGCAGAGUAUAAUAUACUUGUACAUGUAUAUGGUAGAUAGCUAUUUUAAUACUGUCAUAAUAGAAAACAUUUUGUAGAUUACUAUUUAUAACAAUUAAACUUGUUAUUUAUUUAC